This is a messenger RNA of Trematomus bernacchii (emerald rockcod), 4878 nucleotides long. RefSeq names its product calsyntenin-2-like. The transcript has 9 exons. The record is from RefSeq and is a predicted model, not a curated record. Lineage: Eukaryota; Metazoa; Chordata; Actinopteri; Perciformes; Nototheniidae. Gene Ontology annotation, biological process: positive regulation of synapse assembly; positive regulation of synaptic transmission. Gene Ontology annotation, molecular function: kinesin binding; calcium ion binding; amyloid-beta binding. The annotation marks the transcript as partial. Gene Ontology annotation, cellular component: postsynaptic membrane; cell surface.
AUCUGUGACAAGGAGUGGCAUUACUACGUCAUCAACGUGGAGUUCCCGGUGGUCACGCUCUACGUGGACGGAGUGACCUACGACCCCUACCUGGUGACCGACGAUUGGCCCAUCCACCCCUCUCAGAUCGACGUGCAGCUCACUGUGGGCGCCUGCUGGCAAGGUGGGGAGGUGACGAAGCCGUGGUUCACUCAGUAUUUCCGGGGCAGCCUAUCCGGACUGACCAUCCGACCGGGGAAGAUCGAGAGUCAGAAAGUCAUUUCCUGUCUGCAGGCGUGCAAAGAGGGACUGGACAUCAACUCCCUGGAGAGCCUGGAUAAAAACAUUAAGUUCCACUUCAACCCGGCUCAGUCUAUCUUGGUAAUGGAGGGAGAGGACCUGGAAAACAUGAACACCGCUGUGAGGAAAGUCGCCUACAUAAACUCUCGUCAGUUUCCCACACCAGGCAUCCGGCGUCUGCACAUCUCCACCACCGUCCAGUGUUUUGGUGAAGACACUUGCAUCAGCAUCCUGGACAUCGAUGCGGUGGUGAUGGUGCUGCAGCCCUCUGAGCCCCGGAUCACCAUCACCGGCCUGGAGAGACUGAAUCUGCCGACCUCUGACCUCCAGGAACCAGAAGGAGUCGCUCUGUUCCAGGACCUCCACGUCAUCAGCACCGUCACCAGGGCAGACGCCGCUGCACAGCACACAGCACACCGACCGGGGGUGCAGGAGGAGAUCAUUCAUAACUUGGACUACUGUGAUGUUCUGGUUCUGGGCGAGGAGCUGAGGCCGGAGCAAGAGUCGCUCCAACUUCAGCGCAGCGCUCUGCUCGGGAAACAUCUGGACGCCACCAACUCCACAUCUGGCAUGUCCAUAUACGGUGUGGACUCCAUGUCUAACUACGAGCAGGUGAUCCGACAGGUGCGCUACUAUAACCUGCGGCCCGGUCAGAUGACAGAGAGACGGUUUCGCCUCACCUGCUCCGAGCUCAACGGACGCUACACCAGCAACGAGUUCGACCUGGAGGUGAGCGUGCUUCACAGUUCAGACGCAGGGGAGCAUGUCAAUCACAUGGUAGCCCCGCCUCAGUACAUGCAGGCGGUGCACCAUCCGUCCAUGAUGCACGACCUCUACCCCAGCCACAGCUCAGCCGUGCCCAGUGCUGCCACCCUGGUGAUCGUGAUGUGCAUCGCCGCCCUGGUGGUGGUGGUGGUGUUCGGGAUCUACCGGAUCCACCUGACCCACCAGCAGGAGGGGAGGCUGGGGGAGACGGCUAGAGAGGCGGAGGGGAGCUGGGACGACUCGGCUCUCACCAUCACCGUCAACCCCAUGGAGAACCUGAAGGAGCCUCAGGCUGCAGAGGAGGAGGAAGAGGAGGAAGAGGAGGAGGAGGAGGAAGAAGAAGAGGAGGAUGAUGAGGAGGAGGAAGAUGACAUCACCAGCGCUGAGUCAGACGACAGCGAGGAGGAAGUGGAUGUCCAGCUACCCAGGAUGCAACGCUCGAGCAAGACGGGCCAAAACUGGGACAAAACAACGAUAUCUUAUUGAAGCACACACUCACAGUCACUCACACACACACACACACACACACACACACACACACACACACACACACACACAUCCUGCAACACGGCCAUACUGAAACCUCAAAUCAGAUGGUGGAAACAAAAAGACUUUAUGUGAUGUUGAUGCUCUAAAUAUGAGGUAAUAUCCCCCCCUACUGGAACACUUCACUGAAACACACAGUCAGAAAAACCUCCCGUUUUAUACAGCUGAUAAGAAAGAUCUGACACUAAAACUGCGUGUCAAUCAAAUUACCUUUAUCCGUCUUAAAGGGACAGCGCGCCAAAUUUACGUCAUCCCCUGAGACUCAAAUGAUCUCUAUCCCAUUACACCACCACUACGUUAAAUAAAGUUUUAUUUAAUUUGGUCAACGUUUCCCACAGUGAGAUCUCUGAUAUCCCAUAUUAAUGCGAAACAGUCUUUAUUUAAGAAAACUGAGUUGCAAAAGCAAAAGAAGUGACUAUUUUUGGUUUGUAUACUUCAUGUUAUUUAUCAGUCUUUAUUCUAUAGCCUCUGUGGCAAAGCCAGGUGAUUUUACAGAAAUAGCAUAUUUUCAAUGGUACUCACAAAAAAAACAAAAAAUAUGAUCUGUGUGUAGUCAUGGUGAUCUAGAAAAAGGGGUCUGGGUUUCGGGGAAGGACAGAGGAGUCUCCUUGUACAUUUUUAUACGCUCCUUUCUUGUAAAUAGUGAGUAUAGUAGGUGACCCACCUCCCCCACCCCACUCCCAAACACCACUUUCUCCCCCCCAGAAACCCUCCUCUCCACCUGUAUACAACACACAUCCAUCAUAUGUAUGUUCCCACCAUGGACCGUGAGCAGGUGGGAAAGCUGCGCUGGGAACGUUUUAACAGACGUUUUCAGAUGUAGUCCAAAAGGUCGGAUUGAAUCUCCGUCUCAGGUGUGGUCACAGCAGCGAGGUCCGUAACGAGUACUCAUUGAAAGACAGCUACACCUUUAUAGCACCAUCAAAGUCCUGCUUUCAUUAAUGCUGCAUUGUAGAGAUGUACACAGUGAGGCAUCGUCACUUUUUAAAAGGGCAAUUCAUGUGUAGAGACAUCAGAGGGUCUACACAAAUUGAUUCGCAGACUGAAAACUCACCUGUUUCUACUGCAUCUUGCAGAGAUAGGAGAUGCAGGAUGGUUGUUCUUCAUGGUUGAAGGCACUUGUCACCAUGGAUAAAAGCAUCAGCUAACUGAAAUAAUAUAUAGUAAAUAAACAGGCCUUUGACAUUUGAAUUAAUGCAAGAUAAAAUGUAAAAAAACACUACAACUUGACAAAGAUAUAUAUUUUUGAGGCCAUUAUCAUUAAAUGAAUUAGAUCAAUUUUUACAUUUCGAUCAAGGAUAAUAUAGAAUAUCAUGUAAACUAUAUACUGAGUGGUUUUACAGUUAAAUGAAAUGUAGUUCGAAACACUAAGACACGUUUAAACUACGAAGAAAGACAAACCAACAAGAAAUGGUAUGAAAGGUAUGAAAGAUAUGCACACAGGCACACAUAUGUAAAUAAUAUUAAUAUAUAUUAAAAUAACAAAAAUAAAGUUGAUACAACUAGAGAACUAUUAUAAUUAACAGUAACUACUUUAAAAUAUAAUAAUAUCAAAUAUACAAUAUUAUAAAAGCUAUAUGAUUACUAUAAUGAAGUAUAAUGAGGUGGCACUGAUAACAGCUGAAUAAUGGGGCUAGUAAGGCAAUGAAUAUUUGAUUUACAGUCAUCAGAUGGCUCGAAACACAACUUAUUUAAACACUAUCACCGUAUCACUUUUGUGUACAACUUUUGUAAUUGACUGAUAAUGGUAGCUAGCUUAUGCUGCCAGAUCUCACAGAACAAACCGAGCUGUCCCAUGGGAACAUAAUAUUUGUUUGGACUUUACCUGCAAGAAACUUUUCCAACUGCUAACUUAGAAUGAAAUGCAGCGUUAAUGAAAGAAAUGUGGGUCUAGAGGUGAUGUCAGGCUACAUAAAUCCCAUUUCAUUAGCAGCAGUUGGUGCCGCUGAAUUGCAAAGUUGCCUGGUGCAACUUCAAUAUAAAAGGUGACGUGCAUUUGGCUGUGUCACAUCGACGUAAUGACAAAACCCAGCGGAGGGUUCCUCACCUUGAAGGGAAAGGGCAUUCAUCUCUGGCUGUGGCCGUCCUGAGUCCAGUCUGUCUGUAUCGUUUGGGAGCAAAGAAUCCGCAAACAAUAGAAAAAUGAGUACCAUGUGACGUGUUUAGUGGCUAAAGUCGGCCACAGAUAAAACCAGGUUUGUUAAACUCACGACCACUAGAGAGUUUCCUCCAACUUACUGUGUCUCAAUUUGCAUACUUUGAGUGCAUAAGUGCAGAAUUCACUAUAAGUACCCAAAUGGUGCACUCAUAACAUUUAAAAAGUUGAGUAAGGAACGCUGGACACUUCUCACUCUCAACAACCGCCAUCUUGGCUACUUAAUGCUAGUUCAGCUGCUAUUGUGGUUGCUUUAAUGAACACAGCACUAUACAAAUAAAAGUUAGACAUGUGGGUUUUAUUCCCCUAUUUACUAUAGAUGAGAGCAGCGCUACGUCACUAUCUCCAAAUACAUUGUUUCAUUGUUUGCCAGUCUGACCAUCGUAAUUGGGCUCCUUGUAGAUUCAAAAAAAGCGCAAAUCAGAAUCUGGAUUUACUGCCAAUCAAAUGACAGCGAGUCGUUUCACACAAAAAGGGGCGUGGCCUUACUUAGAGGAAAAGUAGUGGACGUGUUGCUCUCAUCUAAACCUACCACUAUACUGGUGUCGAAAAGAAGCCACCAUUACUUUUAUUGGGUGACUUAAGCAGCCUGUAAUGAUUUGCUACCGUGAAAAACGAGCUAGCUGGCUAACAACGGAAACCUCCACUUCCUGUGAGGGCACAGCAGCAGUCUUUUACAAUUUGAAACAUCACAACCCGGUCGAUAUCCACACAAACAACAUGGCAGUGUUUCAGUAAAGUAUCAGAUUGAGACACAGCUCUAGUGAGGUGUAGCUGGAGAACCUGCUGUAUGUUUAACUGUAGCUAUAUGUUCAUGUAAAGAUCUCAUAUGUUGUUUAAGAGUUUUCCUCAUCUACUGUGACACCUGUUCUCGUGCCGUCACCCCUCCUCCUUGCACCCCCCCUGAAACCUUUGGUGGAUUUUGCAUCGACCCCCGCCCUAAUGUUGUCCUGACGUUUGUUUUAGAAAGAGGAGGACCGUGAAAAUAACAUGGAUACCUUGUAUAAUGUGUAAAAGUUUUUUUUUUUUAAGUUUUCCGUUUUUUUUCCUGGACUCUUUGGUCUGUUUUUCUUUGGAAUGGUCACUACAGCACUUUCUGUAAAUUGGCCAAUAAAAAGUUGUUUUUGAAUCUA